CACACCACUUUGGAAGUUUUUUCUUUUGUUUUCUUUUUGGCCAGAAAUGGUGUUUGUAUAAUUAAACAAUGCAUUUUAUAUAUUUGUAUUUCUGUAGAGAGAGAGAAAUUAAAGAGAGAUGAGUAUUUCAGAAGCUCCCUGCUUCGCUGAUUUUGAUGCAUGAGAGAGAGAGAGAGAGAGGAGUACUGCACAAGUUUCACUCCCUUGAAAAACAUAUAUUGUUACUCCAUUAGGAGUCUCCUCAGCAUCGGCUGUGCAGUUUCCAGCGGAGAAACUCAGGUGGAUUUCCUUCUUCUGCCUGGUUCUUCUCUGUUCUCUCUCCUUCCUUAUCCCUCAGUUCUUAGACUGGCCUCCGUGACGCAUUCCUGAUUUCCUUUUGUUUUUUUUUUUUUUUUUUCUCUGGGGGGUUUUUGGGUUUUUGAAAUUGAACAAGAUAAGAUCAAGUUUAUUGCUUUUUCUCCCAUGGAUCAUCUUCCUUUCGACCUGUGCAUGGUUUCUCUGUUCUAGGAGCUUAAUCUGUCUAUUUGGGGAUUUUCCUCUACUGACAAGGGGCUUCCGUUGUUGCCAAAUAGAAUAUUGAGGUGAGAAAAUGCUGAGGAAGAGGAACAGAUCAAUUCAGAAAGUUCAGCACAUGGGAGACUCCUAUUUUCAAUCUGACAUUUUAGGGCAGAAGCAUAGAACAAACUCUUUUUUCACUGUCCCUGGUCUGUUUAUAGGGUUGAAUUCGAAGGGCUCAUCAGAUUCUGAUGCAGUUAGAAGCCCUACCUCUCCUUUGGAUUUUAGAUUUUUGUCAAAUCUGGGCAACCCCUUUAGGUCCCCAAGAGUUCACCAUGAUGUGUACCAGAAGAGCUGGGAUUGCAGUAAGGUAGGCCUAAGCAUCGUAGAUUCUCUUGAUGACACUAGGACUGGGAAAGUUCUCCGAUCAUCCGACAGUAAGACGAUUCUUUUCGGACCACAAAUGAGGAUUAAGACCUCAAACUCUAAAAGCCAUUUGAAUUUUUUUGACACACCAAACUCUCUCCCUAAAAAUUAUCCAAUUUUUGCUGAUAACCAAAUGGAAACCUGCCAUAGCCCAAAGGACAAUUCUGAUGUUCUGUUCGGAAUUGGAGAAACCCCAUUAGAAGCUGACACAUUUGGAAAAAUCCGAUCUUGUUCACUGGAUUCUGGACGGUCAAUGUUGCUCCUGACCGAUUUAGCUGACCGAAAUCCCAAUUUUAGUUCUGGGAAUUUUUGCAUGGAGAGCACGAGCUCUCAGAUGAGUUCAGGUGGUCAGUCGAUGGAAAGAAGCAUGAAUGAAGAUAGGAUUUUGCAUACCAAAACGACUUCAAUCCCACUUUCUGUUGGUUCUGGGCCUUCUGGCCAUGGACUUGUUGGGUCCCUUUCAACAAGUGAGAUAGAGCUUUCUGAAGAUUACACCCGUGUAAUUUCACAUGGUCCCAACCCCAAAACAACUCAUAUAUUUGGUGACUGCAUUUUGGAAUGUCACAGUAAUGACUUAUUGAAUCUUAGCAAGAAUGAAGAAUUAGAGGAUGGAUUGCCUGGGGCCGUGAAAUGCUCGGAAAUAUCCCCUCCAUUUCCUUCAGUUGAUUUCUUAAGCUUCUGUUAUUAUUGCAAGAAGAAGCUGGAGGGAAAAGAUAUUUAUAUGUACAGAGGUGAGAAAGCAUUUUGCAGUUUGAGUUGCCGUUCGCAGGAGAUUUCAAUUGACGAGGAAAUGGAGAAAACUAUCAAUGACUCCGCGGAAAACUUCCCUAAGAAAAACUUUCCGGACGCACAUCGUGAAGCUGGCAUUUUCAUUGCUCCAUGAAGGUGCUUCAAUGGCUUACCCAUAGUCACUCUGCCCAUGCUCGAGGAAAACAUCACAGAGGUAGAUGCCAUGGAUCAUCUGUUUAUAAAGAGCUGUUUAUCUGUAUCUGUUGACAGCCAUGGAUGAUCGUAAUGUACAUUGCUCCGUUUGCCAAUUGUGUUUCAGUUUUCACCGUCGAGGAUAAUGGGUUGGCAGUGGCUAGUUUUGCCUUUUAUAAUCCUGACAUUUUUAUAUAACCUUAGGUUUAUGCAUUAUAGCUCAAUGAGAAGGGUGGCAGCUGAGUUUCCUGGCUCACCCUCUUUUCCUUUUAUUUCCCUUAUAUUAUUAUUUUGGCAGAAGCUAAUGUUUAAACCUCCGAACUCAAGUUUUGACUGGAUAUAAAUUUCUUCUAUAUGCAGCCUGUUCUAUAAUCGACUCUAUAAUAAACUCUAUGAUCUUUAAA
Malania oleifera is the source of this 2246-nucleotide messenger RNA. Its product is annotated as FCS-Like Zinc finger 11. The record is from RefSeq and is a predicted model, not a curated record. Bases 590 to 1804 code for a protein of 404 amino acids. NCBI's taxonomy places the organism in Eukaryota, Viridiplantae, Streptophyta, Magnoliopsida, Santalales, Ximeniaceae. The transcript has 3 exons.